AUGCAGAUAUUUGUAAAAACACUUACGGGUAAAUCGAUCACCCUAGACGUCGAACCAGAGGAUACAGUCUCGACCUUAAAAGAAAAGAUUCAACUUGCAGAAGGAAUACCUCCCGAUCAACAACGGUUAAUUUUUAGUGGUAAACAAUUAGAAGAUGGACGCACCCUUCAAGAUUAUAAUAUACAAAAAGAAUCUAAUAUACAUCUUGUAUUGCGUUUACGCGGUGGCAUGCAGAUAUUUGUAAAAACACUUACGGGUAAAUCGAUCACCCUAGACGUCGAACCAGAGGAUACAGUCUCGACCUUAAAAGAAAAGAUUCAACUUGCAGAAGGAAUACCUCCCGAUCAAACGGUUAAUUUUUAG
This is a messenger RNA of Penaeus vannamei (Pacific white shrimp), 363 nucleotides long. NCBI's taxonomy places the organism in Eukaryota, Metazoa, Arthropoda, Malacostraca, Decapoda, Penaeidae. The record is from RefSeq and is a predicted model, not a curated record.